AUGCAUCGUGAAUGGAAUCGAGGUUCAGCAGCCCCUGGGAGUGUUAAACCAAUAUAUGGAGCACAAUAUCCUCCACUUCAUACUCAAUACUCCCCACAAAAGAAGACUACAAAGAGUGAUGAAACAUUAACAGGUUCGAAAAAUGAAAUUAAUUUUAAAAGAUAUCAAAACAGCACUUCAGAUGUUUGGGAGACAGACCUGUCAGAUGACAUAAAAAAUACUCCAAAUUUAUCGCAAAUUGAUGUUUUGUCAAAUUCUAUGUCUAUUACAUUAAAUAGCAAUGAUAUUUUAAUGCCAAAUUGUCAUCCCCAACGUAUAAGAAAUGCAAAAACACAAGCUAUGCAACGCUUAGCAACACAAAAAGAUCCAUUGCCUGGAACAAAUAAUGUUGCAAUUACAACAGGACCAUUAUAUCCAAGAUUACCUAGUAUAUCAUCAAGUAAUGAAAAUCCUUCAUUAAAAAAUAUUGAUCAAGUAAGAUUUAAUAGACUUUGUCAUAUGUUUGGUGUAAAAAUGAAUGGGGAAGUUGAUCCGUCAAUACAACCAUCAGAAAAUAUUGAUAUAGAACAAUUACAAAAAGAUUGUUGGAUGGGAAUACCACAUAAAUUAAGACCUCAUGCAUGGAGAAUACUAUCACGUUAUGUCCCAACACGGCUUGAUCGUCGUGAAAUGACUUUAAAAAAACAGCGUGAAGAAUAUUGGCAUUAUGUUGAACAAUAUUUUUACACGAGAUUUGAUGAACAACAUCAAGUUACAUUUAGACAGAUACAUAUUGAUAUACCAAGAAUGUGCCCAUUAAUUCCAUUAUUUCAACAAAAACAAGUUCAAGAAAUAUUUGAACGUAUCCUUUAUAUAUGGGCUAUUCGUCAUCCUGCUUCUGGAUAUGUUCAAGGUAUUAAUGACCUUGUUACACCAUUUUUUGUUGUAUUUUUAAGUGAAUUUAUACCAGAUGAUAUUGAAGUUUCAACAUUUGAAAUAUCAAAACUAACAAAACAACAAAUUGAAAUAAUUGAAGCUGACAGUUUUUGGUGUGUUACAUAUCUUCUUGAAACAAUUCAAGAUAAUUAUACCUCUGAUCAACCUGGAAUUCAAAGAAAAAUAUUAGAUUUAAAAGAUUUAUUAAUAAAAGUUGAUAACAAUUUACAUUGCCAUUUAGAAAAUAAUCAAGUACAAUAUCUUCAAUUUUCUUUUCGUUGGAUGAACAAUUUAUUAAUGAGAGAGAUACCCCUUCGAGCAACAAUAAGACUUUGGGAUACAUAUUUAAGUGAAAGAAAUGGAUUUUCACAUUUUCAUACAUAUGUAUGUGCUGCAUUCCUUCGUCUUUGGUCAAAAGAAUUACAAAGAGAAAAAGAUUUUCAAGGUAUAAUGUUACUUCUUCAAAAUUUACCUACAAGUUGUUGGGCUGAUCAACAAAUUCGUGAAUUAACAGCAGAUGCCUACAGUCUUAUGUCUGUUUUUCAUGGAGCAAAAAAACAUUUAACAAGUAGCAGUUCAACUUCAUCUAAAUAA
Strongyloides ratti is the source of this 1509-nucleotide messenger RNA. Its product is annotated as Rab-GTPase-TBC domain-containing protein. Bases 1 to 1509 code for a protein of 502 amino acids. The record is from RefSeq and is a predicted model, not a curated record. The transcript has 5 exons. Lineage: Eukaryota; Metazoa; Nematoda; Chromadorea; Rhabditida; Strongyloididae. Gene Ontology annotation, molecular function: GTPase activator activity. Gene Ontology annotation, biological process: activation of GTPase activity.